CCGGAAGCGGAAAUAGCACCCGGCGCCGCCAGAGUAACCAUACCUGCCACCGCGAUGCCGAAGGGUCCCAAGCAGCAGCCGCCCGAACCCGAGUGGAUCGGGGACGGAGAGAGCACGAGCGCCGCAGACAGAGUGGUGAAGAAAGGGAAGAAGGACAAGAAGACCAAAAAGACGUUCUUUGAAGAGCUGGCGGUAGAAGAGACACAGGCGGGGGGAGAAGAGAAAGCGCGCAAGGAGCAGCAGCAGCAGCAGCAGCAGCAGCAGCAGCAAAAAAAGAAACGAGACACCCGGAAAGGCCGGAGGAAGAAGGAUGUGGAUGAUGACGGCGAGGAGAAGGAACUCCUGGAGCGGCUGCAGAAGCUCUCGGUGCCCGCCAGUGACGAGGAGGGAGAGGGUAAUGUUCCUGCCCUGAAAUCCCGAGGAGGGAAGAAAACCAAGGGAGGCAAUGCUUUUGCAGCCCUGAUUCAGGAUCAGAGUGAGGAAGAGGAGGAGGAAGAAAAACACCCUCCUAAGCCUGCCAAGCCGGAGAAAAAUCGGAUCAAUAAGCCUCAGAAUAAAUUUUCCGCUCUGGACGAUGAAGGUGAAGAGGAUGGAGAAGAACAUCUAACAAAAGACAAAGAGCCAUCCAAGCAAGGGAAGGAGAAGGCCAAGAAGGCAGAGCAGGGUUCAGAGGAGGAAGGAGAGGAGGACGACGGGGAGGCUAAGGCCGACGAUCCCUAUGCCCACCUCAGCAAAAAAGAGAAGAAAAAGCUGAAGAAACAGAUGGAGUAUGAGCGCCAGGUGGCUUCGCUGAAGGCAGCCAAUGCUGCUGAGAAUGACUUCUCCGUGUCGCAAGCGGAGGUGUCCUCCCGCCAAGCCAUGCUAGAGAACGCGUCUGACAUCAAGCUGGAGAAGUUCAGCAUCUCUGCCCACGGCAAGGAGCUGUUCGUCAACGCAGACCUGUACAUAGUGGCCGGCCGCCGCUACGGGCUGGUGGGGCCCAACGGCAAGGGCAAGACCACCCUCCUCAAGCACAUCGCCAACCGAGCCUUGAGCAUCCCCCCCAACAUCGACGUGCUGCUCUGUGAGCAGGAGGUGGUAGCGGAUGGAACGCCGGCCGUACAGGCUGUUCUUCGCGCCGACACCAAGCGAUUAAAGCUGCUGGAGGAGGAGCGACAGCUGCAGGUGCAGCUGGAGCAGGGCGACGACACAGCGGCUGAGCGGCUGGAGAAGGUGUAUGAGGAACUGCGGGCUACCGGCGCAGCAGCCGCAGAGGCCAAAGCCCGGCGGAUCCUGGCUGGUCUGGGCUUCGAUCCUGAAAUGCAGAAUCGGCCCACACAGAAGUUCUCAGGAGGCUGGCGCAUGCGUGUCUCCCUGGCCAGGGCGCUGUUCAUGGAGCCCACGCUGCUGCUGCUGGACGAGCCCACCAACCACCUGGACCUCAAUGCUGUCAUCUGGCUCAACAACUACCUGCAGGGCUGGCGGAAGACGUUGCUCAUCGUCUCCCAUGACCAGGGCUUCCUGGAUGACGUCUGCACUGACAUCAUCCACCUCGACGCCCAGCGGCUCCACUACUACAGGGGCAAUUACAUGACCUUCAAGAAGAUGUACCAGCAAAAGCAGAAGGAGCUGCUGAAGCAGUAUGAGAAGCAGGAGAAGAAGCUGAAGGAGCUGAAGGCGGGCGGCAAGUCCACCAAGCAGGCGGAAAAGCAAACAAAGGAAGCCUUGACUCGGAAGCAGCAGAAGUGCCGACGAAAAAACCAGGACGAGGAAUCGCAGGAGGCCCCCGAGCUCCUGAAGCGCCCCAAGGAGUACACUGUGCGCUUCACGUUCCCGAACCCCCCGCCGCUCAGCCCUCCUGUGCUGGGCCUGCACGGUGUGACGUUUGGCUAUGAGGGGCAGAAACCACUCUUUAAGAACCUGGAUUUUGGCAUCGACAUGGACUCAAGAAUCUGCAUCGUGGGCCCUAACGGUGUGGGGAAGAGCACCCUGCUCCUGCUGCUGACGGGCAAGCUGACGCCGACUCGGGGGGAAAUGAGAAAGAACCACCGGCUGAAAAUUGGCUUCUUCAACCAGCAGUAUGCAGAGCAGCUGCACAUGGAGGAGACGCCCACUGAGUACCUGCAGCAGGCCUUCAACCUGCCCUACCAGGAUGCCCGCAAGUGCCUGGGCCGCUUCGGCCUGGAGAGCCAUGCCCACACCAUCCAGAUCUGCAAACUCUCCGGUGGGCAGAAAGCCCGAGUCGUGUUUGCGGAGCUGGCCUGCCGGGAGCCCGACGUCCUCAUCUUGGAUGAGCCCACCAACAACUUGGACAUCGAGUCCAUCGAUGCUCUGGGGGAGGCCGUCAACGAGUACAAGGGUGCUGUGAUCGUCGUCAGCCACGACGCCCGGCUCAUCACGGAAACGGGCUGCCAGCUGUGGGUGGUGGAGGAGCAGAGCGUCAGCCAGAUCGACGGGGACUUCGAAGACUACAAGCGGGAGGUGCUGGAGGCCCUGGGUGAAGUCAUGGUCAACCGGCCCCGAGAGUGACCGCCCGCCCUCCCUCCCGGUGGGCUCCGCGGGCCAGAUGCACGGGCUGCCUUUCCUGAAAGACGCGUCACUUGCUUCUGCUAUAACUGAGGCGGCCUAGUGCCCACACCCUCUGCGCCAGCAGAGGCGACGGGACCUUUGUUAUCGUGGGUUCGUCCAGCCAGACUUCUGUGGCCCCGAGUCUCCUCCUUCCUCACCUGUCUCUGGUCCACCUGGGGGCUGAGGCCCUGGGCUCUGAGCGGCGCUGCUUUUUCCGUGGAUUCCCUGCCAAGGGCUGUGGCCGCUCUGCCGGGGAGAGGGGCCUGCAUCGUGUCUGCUUGCAGGCGGGGGGCGGGCAGGCGAGUGUCCCUGUGCCACGGGAGGAAUAAAGGAGGCGCUGCUGCCGGUCGCAGUUGUGGGCGCUGGGACUGUG
Eptesicus fuscus (big brown bat) is the source of this 2920-nucleotide messenger RNA. RefSeq names its product ATP binding cassette subfamily F member 1 (gene ABCF1). The transcript is spliced from 24 exons. The record is from RefSeq and is a predicted model, not a curated record. NCBI's taxonomy places the organism in Eukaryota, Metazoa, Chordata, Mammalia, Chiroptera, Vespertilionidae. Gene Ontology annotation, molecular function: ATP hydrolysis activity; ATP binding. The coding region runs from base 55 to 2508 and encodes 817 amino acids.